Messenger RNA from Trypanosoma cruzi, 1347 nucleotides. Its product is annotated as vacuolar transport protein 4A, putative. Gene Ontology annotation, biological process: vacuole organization; endosomal transport. Bases 1 to 1347 code for a protein of 448 amino acids. Gene Ontology annotation, molecular function: ATP hydrolysis activity; ATP binding. NCBI's taxonomy places the organism in Eukaryota, Euglenozoa, Kinetoplastea, Trypanosomatida, Trypanosomatidae. The transcript has a single exon. The record is from RefSeq and is a predicted model, not a curated record.
AUGACGGCGGCCCUUUCCUCAAAAAAAGUUGAUGAAGCUCUUCAACUGACCUCAGAGGCUCGAGAGUUGCUUCUUUUUUAUGGUCACAGCAGAAAGGCGCGUGCGUCUUCACUUCUGCGUAUUCAAACCCUUGUGCGUGAUAUUCUGCAAUGUACCUCGCUCAUGCAGGCGUAUGACCAAACGCCGUGCCACAGCAGCAUAUAUGGCCACGUGUCUCGAACAUUUAUGAGUGUCCUUGAUCUGCAACUUGAAGGCGACACUUCCAGUGAUGGCCACCGAGGCAAGGAGACGACGUGUCACACGGAGGCGAUGGGAGAUUCGUUGAGUUGUGUACCGUGCGCUAUGGGCAGGGAUUCUGAGACGGAGACGGAAACUGUGGUGGGCAUAAGCCCAUGCAUUCAGCCUGCUGGUAAUCGAGCUGUGCGAUGGGCGGACAUUGUCGGAUGUGAAGAGGCCAUCGCGGCUCUUAAACAGGCGACAACACUCCCAUUGCGGUUUCCUCAGCUAUUUCAGGGGCGACGACGCCCUUCACGGCGCAUUCUGUUGUUCGGCCCGCCCGGCACAGGCAAAACACUUCUCGCUGCCGCCACAGCAACAGAGUACGAAGCCACACUGUUGACUAUUUCUUCUGCAGACAUCCUCAGCAAGUGGGUUGGAGAAUCAGAGCAACACGUACGGCGUGUAUUUGAACGAGCGUUUCGGCUUCCCCGUUGUGUCCUCUUUUUUGACGAAGUGGACUCCAUCUGCAGUGUUCGUGGUGGGGCUGGUGAGAGUGAGGCUUCGCGGCGAAUUAAGACAGAGUUGCUUCUUCGUAUGCAGGGUUUAAAUUCGGAGAACGUCACAAUUAUUGCCGCGACAAAUAUGCCUUGGGAUUUGGACGCUGCCUUCCGCCGCCGCUUUGAUCAUCUCAUUUUUGUGGGUCUUCCGUCCCCAUCUGCUCGUCGGCAGCUUUUUGCGUCGGAGUUGAAUUGCGUGCCGCACUCUCUCAGCGAAGAGGACUUUGAGUGGCUAGUCGACUCCACGGAGGGCUACUCGGCGUCUGACAUUCAAAAAGUUGCCAUGCACGCUGUGAUGGGGCCUGUGCAGAAGAUCGCCCAAUCAGAAUACGUCAAACCGAUGAUUGCUAUGAUAAAAUCACACUCCACGGGCACCUGUUUUAUUCCAUGCUCUAAGGAAGACGAGAAUGCGGUGCCUCUUCUUGGUAUUCCUGCCGCCGAACUUCGAGUUCCGGAUGUCUGCCGAGAUGAUUGCGAGGCUGCACUUCGUGAAUUUCCCCCAACCGUUUCCAAGGAGGAGAUGGAGAAGUUCUGGCAGUGGCGCAGCCGAGAGAAGAAAAUGGCGGCUUAG